Molecule: messenger RNA, 4501 nt
Organism: Sebastes umbrosus (honeycomb rockfish)
Lineage: Eukaryota; Metazoa; Chordata; Actinopteri; Perciformes; Sebastidae
Gene: ganab
Product: glucosidase, alpha; neutral AB
Exons: 25
Coding region: 220-3054 (944 amino acids)
Biological process (GO): carbohydrate metabolic process; N-glycan processing
Cellular component (GO): glucosidase II complex
Molecular function (GO): carbohydrate binding; glucan 1,3-alpha-glucosidase activity
Source: RefSeq, a predicted model, not a curated record
CUUUAGUAGGCGUGUAAGCAAAUAUACUGUUUCAGGGUUAAACGGCCGCCAGAGAGGGGGAUUAUUCUGGAAAAGUCUCCGAUCACCUCAAUUGAAUUAGCGGAUUGACAGACAGCCGCUGUUAGCACGGUUAGCUUAGCAUCAUUAGCAUCAUCCUGAUCAAGAAGAGGUAACUAAGGACAACGCUGUUGUCAAGACAACCAGCCGUGACUCCGUCUGAUGGCGCCUGUCUUGCUGCUCUGGCUGGCCGUGUCCCUCAGUGGGACGUGGGCUGUGGACAAGGGCAACUUCAAGACCUGUGACCAGAGUGCCUUCUGCAAGCGCCAGCGAGCGUUGAUGCCCGGUGAGUCCCCCUAUCGAGCCCUGCUGGAGACCAUGGAGCUGACCAACACCAGACUCACGCUACAGCUCAUCAAUGACAACAACAAGGUGCGUCUGCUGCUUGAGCUCUACCGUCUCCAGGGAAACAUAACACGGGUGAAGAUUAACGAGCUGAAGCCACUGAAGCCUCGCUAUGAGGUCCCAGACGUGCUCAUCAGGGAGCCGCCCACUGAGCCCCUGUCUCUCUUGUCUCAGGACGAGAACGGCGUGGUGCUGUCCCUGGGCGCGGAGUCUCAGAGGGUCAUCGUCAGCGCCCGGCCCUUCCGGUUGGACAUCAUGGAAGGGCGAGACGUGGUGAUGUCUCUGAACUCGCGUGGCCUUCUGGCCUUUGAGCACCUGAGGAUGCGCAAGGACACUUUCUCCUAUAAAGUAGCUAGCACAGUGGCUAGCGUGUGGGAUAAUAUCAAGAGGGUAUUCUCUAGUCAGGCAGAACCAGAGGCCGAGAAGAAAGAGGAUGCUGAUUCGGCAAACCAGGCCGAGACAGCAAAAGAAGAGGAAGAGAAAGUAGAAGACGGCAUGUGGGAGGAAACGUUUAAAUCACACUCAGAUAGCAAACCUAAUGGUCCAUCUGCUAUUAGUUUAGACUUUUCGUUGCCGGGUGUUGAGCACGUCUACGGCAUCCCAGAACACGCAGACACCCUCAGACUCAAAACAACGGAUAAUGGAGAUCCGUAUCGGCUCUAUAACCUGGAUGUGUUCCAGUACGAGCUGAAUAACCCUAUGGCCCUUUACGGCGCUGUCCCAGUCAUGUUGGCCCACAACGCCCAGCGGACCACCGGCAUCUUCUGGCUCAAUGCCGCUGAGACCUGGGUGGAUAUCAGCUCCAACACAGCUGGAAAGACCGUGUUUGGAAAAAUGCUGGAUUAUGUUCAAGGCUCCAGUGAGACUCCACAGACAGACGUGCGUUGGAUCUCUGAAAGCGGCAUUAUCGACGUCUUCAUUAUGCUUGGACCAACAGCCAAAGAUGUCUUCUCUCAGUAUGCCUCCCUCACAGGCACCCAGUCCUUCCCUCCCCUAGCUGCUGUUGGCUACCACCAGUGCCGCUGGAACUACAACGACCAGGAAGACGUGGCUUCAGUGGAUGCGGGCUUUGACGAGCACGACAUCCCCUAUGACUACAUCUGGCUCGACAUUGAGCACACGGAUGGCAAGCGCUACUUCACCUGGGAUCCACAUAAGUUCGCAACACCAAAGGAAAUGCUGCAGGGUCUAGUGGACAAGAAACGCAAGAUGGUGGCCAUUGUGGAUCCUCAUAUCAAAGUAGACAGCAACUACAAGAUCCAUAAUGAAAUCCGCUCUCGGGGUUUCUAUAUCAAGAAUAAAGAUGGUGGAGACUACGAGGGCUGGUGCUGGCCUGGUAGCGCUGGUUAUCCAGACUUCACCCGUGCAGACAUGAGGGACUGGUGGGCCAGCAUGUUCGCCUACGAUCAGUACGAGGGUUCCAUGGAGAACCUGUAUACAUGGAACGACAUGAAUGAGCCGUCGGUUUUUAACGGGCCAGAGGUGACCAUGCACAAGGACGCAACGCACGGAGCCUGGGAGCACCGUGACGUGCACAACUUGUAUGGCCUCUAUGUGCAAAUGGCCACAGCGGAGGGUCAGAUCCAGAGGUCAGGAGGAGUUGAGCGACCCUUUGUCCUGACCAGAGCCUUCUUCGCUGGGUCACAGCGCUAUGGUGCUGUGUGGACGGGAGAUAAUGCUGCUGAGUGGGACCAUCUGAAGAUCUCCAUCCCCAUGUGUCUGAGCCUGGGCCUGGUGGGAAUCUCUUUCUGUGGUGCUGACGUUGGUGGUUUCUUCAAGUCUCCGAGCACCGAGCUGCUGGUGCGUUGGUACCAGACUGGGGCUUACCAGCCCUUCUUCAGGGCCCACGCCCACCUUGACACCCCACGCCGCGAGCCCUGGCUGUUUGGUCCAGAAAACACGGCGCUGAUCCGUGAAGCGGUGCGCCAGCGCUACACCCUCCUGCCUUACUGGUACCAGCAGUUCUACCACGCACACCGCACUGGAGAGCCCAUCAUGAGACCGCUGUGGGUGGAGUAUCCUCAGGAUCCUGCUACUUUCGCUCUGGAUGACGAGUUCUUGAUUGGGAGAGACCUGCUGGUGCACCCGGUUACUGAAGAGGGAGCCCGGGGAGUCACCGCCUACCUGCCUGGCAAAGACGAGGUUUGGUUUGACGUCCACACCUUCCAGAAGCACAACGGGGCCCAGAACCUUUACAUCCCUGUCACCAUGAGCUCUAUCCCCGUGUUCCAGCGUGGCGGCUCCAUCAUUCCCAGGAAGAAUCGAGUUCGCAGGUCCUCCUCCUGCAUGAUGGACGAUCCCUACACUUUAUAUGUGGCUCUUAACCCCAAGAGAACUGCAGAGGGUGAGCUCUACAUAGAUGAUGGCCACACCUUCAACUAUGACAAGAAGGAGUUCAUCCACAGGAGGCUGUCUUUCGCCAACAACAUCCUCUCUUCUGCUAACCUGGCUCCAGAUGCCCAGUUUUCCACCCGCUCCUGGAUUGAACGCAUCGUCAUACUGGGAGCCAGUAAGCCCAGCAAGGUCACCCUUAAGACUGCUGAUGGUCAGGAGAGCCAGCUAGAGUUUGACUUUGACGCCUCCAUGUCGGUGUUGACGCUCCGCAAGCCCAGCAUGAACGCAGGGGAAGACUGGAACGUGAUGCUUCAGUAACCAUGGAGACGGGAGAGGAGGAGGGGAAAAUGACUGAACUGGACUGAACAAGAGGAGGGAGCAGACACAAGGCGCUGAUGCCCAUGACAGCAAGACAACAGGAUAGCCAUCAUGGAAAAUAAACACACAGACAACACAUUAAAUACACACAGUUUUCACCACUACACACACACACACACACACACACACACACAAACACACACACACACAAACCCAUGUAGACCUGUCAGUCGAACUGAGCCAUUUGACGUCGCUGCCAUGUCCCUCUUGUGUUCAGUCACGCUGUAAUGCCUAACAACAAAGAGGUUACUACUAGAUAGAUAAUUAUGUUUGUCCCAUUUUCAAAUAGAUAACAAUUAAGAGAAAUCAUGUCAUUGUAAUGAGUCUUUGGGGUAAAGAGAGAAAACAUUCAAGCACUCUUUUUGUUUUUUCUUUUCUUCUUCUUUUUUUUUUUUUUUAAUCAUCCACUUUGUUCAUCCAGAAGAAAGAUCACUGUGGGGGAUUGUUUGCUAUUUAAAAUGAAGGUUCACAUUCGAAGCACACACUUGCUCCACCUGCUGGUGAUUCCCUCUAUCUGCUUCUGACUUGAUAAAAAAAAAAUCCAUUCCACCCCUCUUUUAAGCCAAGCACUUGAAUCAGCCCAGAGCUCGACCUUCUUUACUCGUGCCACAUUUUAUAUAUUUUGCCGAGGGCUUGCCAACAAUCUUUACUUCCCUCCUGCAAAAUGGAAAGAAAUAAUCAUCUUUCUUAGCAAUCCUGGCCAGCUGAUUCUUUUUCAGCCUCUCCCUGAGCUCGUCAGUGAUCAAUUUGUGUGCAUGGAAAUGAUUGCUUAUCAUUGCUUCACUAUGGAAGUGAUCGGGUCGUUCAACUGCCGCACAGAGAGGAGAUUUUCAGCCGUUCUUUUAAACAAACUUGGCAGACGGGAAUCGCUUCAGGGGACUGAACCACUGAUGUUUGCGGAUCAUCCUUUUGACGUGCUUUCUUUGUUUUAUCGAAUUCUUUUCCCAGUGUUGUUUACUAGAUUAUUUUUAAUGCACUUGAGGAGUGAGAACUAAAAAGUUGUUUAGAUUUUCAUGUGUUUACUAGAUGUCGGGACCAUGCAGGAUUUCCAGUGUGUCAUUUGGAUCCUUGAAAGGUGUUUCACUAGCAAAUGUUCAUUUAUCGAUCCAAAAUAAUGCACUCUGAGCAGUCAUAAAUAUUCCAAUGAUUCCCCGGAGACCCUGGAUUGUGUCCCGUCUAGUCAAAUCAUUGGACCUUUUAGGGGUUUUGUUGUUCUAUGAGUUUGUCUCCUUGAUUGUUUUUAUGAUCAUUAAUGUACAUGUUUGCUGCAAUUUUGUUGGUGAUGGCUUGAACUGGUGGAAAUGGAAGUGAAGGAUCAAAGUUGUCAGAUGUACUCUAAAAGAUGAGACCAAGUGAAAAUAAAAUUGACCAAAUGUAAAAAGAAAAA